Molecule: messenger RNA, 1169 nt
Organism: Caenorhabditis auriculariae
Lineage: Eukaryota; Metazoa; Nematoda; Chromadorea; Rhabditida; Rhabditidae
Source: the annotation of a GenBank genome assembly
AUGCCGUGGUGCUGCAAGAGAACUACAUAUGAUCAAUUACCGGACCAAGUUUGUCGACAUUUCAUUCAUUCAAGCUUCUAGCACUGCAAUUUUUUAUCGUUUGCAAGCGUAAAAUUACUGAUUUAGUAAAAUUUUAUAUUUUAUUCAUUUUUCAUCGCCCUUUUCAGAACGAAAUAUGCAAAAAGAAAGGGACGUCUUGUGGAUACGUGGAACAAAAAGUGGGCCAAUGCUACGAAAAGCGGCUGGCAGUUCUGGACGGUCGCCGUUUGCUCGUCUACAAGUACUUCCUUUUCGGCGUUUGUGCAGGGUGAUUCAAAAACUAUGAGCGCGAGUUUUUUGUGUUUCACUGAGCCCUUAGUUAUCUCUUUCGGCUUCUCCAAACGAUUCUGGGAUUUAUUUUCAGUGAACCACUUAUCGGAAACUCGUACGACUUGGAAAAGAUGACGCGAAUGAAAAUUUCCCUAGAAAAUGAUGAGACGUUGGUGACGUUGAAGAUAAAAAGAAAAAAAGUAUUCUUCAAUUUUGAUCGGAUUCUUCGAUUUUGACUGUUCAGGUCGAAUUAAAAUUACCACAAAAGACGGCAGAGGCUUGGAUAACAACUCUGAUCAAGUAGAGUUGUUUUUUUCAAAGAAAACAAAGUUUUUAACUUUCAGAAAGAAAGGCGGAGAUUUAACUCACACAACUCACGCUCCGGAGUUCAGCCACGGCGCCUAUCUCCAAAAUCAAAUCCUGAAGUCGGAGUCCAGUCGGAAGAGCUCCAGUAAGGCGGAACCUUCCAAAAAGAAAACGGUUGAGCCUCGUAAGCCUUCCGAGAGUCAGACUGAAAGCUCUGAGAAACCUCAACCAAAGUAAGAAAUCUCUAUUUAUUCAGAAAACCCAAUUUUUAAGAUCUUCGGAGCAACCUGAGAAAACCACGACAACUGUAUCUGAGAAAAAACCAGCGCCAGUUUCUGACUUCUCUGAUGGAAAUAUCAUCUCCAGCUCAUCGGAUCGAUUAGUGGAAAAAGAGCAGUCGUCUGAUGUGAAAACUGUCAGUCUUUCCUCAAUAAAAUCAGACUGAAAGGCAUUUUCAGCGGGAAUCGGAGAAUAAAAACGAAGAUCAGUCGUCCGGCUUGUCUUCAUCUGCGGCGAGCGUCAAGAUUAAUCCUAACCGAAGUCCGGCUCCUUAA